Molecule: messenger RNA, 2076 nt
Organism: Fonsecaea nubica
Lineage: Eukaryota; Fungi; Ascomycota; Eurotiomycetes; Chaetothyriales; Herpotrichiellaceae
Exons: 6
Coding region: 1-2076 (691 amino acids)
Biological process (GO): spermidine transport; putrescine transport; urea transmembrane transport
Cellular component (GO): plasma membrane
Molecular function (GO): putrescine transmembrane transporter activity; urea transmembrane transporter activity; spermidine transmembrane transporter activity
Source: RefSeq, a predicted model, not a curated record
AUGUCAGAUACCGCAGGAGCAGCUGUUGUUCCUCUCUCAAAAGGAUUUGGAUAUGGCAUCAUCCUAGGUCUCGGGUUUGCCUUUGCGCUGGGCAUGAUUGGCACGACAUGGGCAUUGAAAAGGUAUCACGGAGAAGUACAAACCUCUGAAGAGUUCUCAACCGCGGGGAGAACUGUCAAGUCUGGUCUCGUAGCCGCAGCCGUCGUGUCCAGCUGGACUUGGGCGGCGACCUUGCUUCAGUCUUCGGGUGUGGCUUAUUCGUACGGUGUCUCCGGCCCAUUCUGGUACGCGUCCGGAGCCACUGUCCAGAUCUUGCUGUUUGCGACCUUGGCCAUUGAAUUGAAGAGACGUGCACCCAAUGCCCACACAUUUCUCGAAGUGAUCAAAGCCCGCUAUGGCGUUGUGACACACGUUGUCUUCCUGAUCUUCGGCCUCAUGACAAACAUCCUUGUUACCGCGAUGCUCUUGACUGGUGGCAGUGCUGUGGCCAGCUCUCUUUGUGGAGUACCCACGGCCGCAGCCUGUUUCCUCCUCCCAAUUGGUGUCGUUCUAUAUACCAUGUUUGGCGGGAUCAAAGCGACCUUCUUGACGGAUUACGUGCACACGAUUAUCAUUCUUGUCAUUAUAUUUGUCUUUGCAUUCAGCGCCUAUGCCACCAAUGAGGUGGCAGGCUCACCGGGCAAGGUCUGGGAACUCCUUGUGGACGCGGCGAAACGACAUCCCGUGGAUGGAAAUAAAGAUGGCAGCUAUCUGACGAUGCGAAGUCAAGAAGGCGCUAUCUUUUUUGUCAUCAACAUUGUCGGCAACUUUGGGACUGUGUUCUUGGACAACGGCUAUUACAACAAAGCCAUUGCCGCUUCGCCUGUCGACGCAUUGCCCGGAUAUGUCAUGGGUGGCUUGUCGUGGUUUGCCAUCCCCUGGCUUUGUGCCACGACCAUGGGUCUUGCUGCUCUCGCCCUCGAGAACAACCCCGUCUUCCCAACCUACCCGAACCGCAUGUCCCACGCCGAUGUCAGUGCAGGGCUGGUCCUCCCCUAUGCUGCCGUUGCCCUCCUCGGAAAAGGUGGGGCAGCCGCUACUCUUCUCCUAGUUUUCAUGGCCGUCACCUCAGCCUCGUCUGCCGAGCUGAUUGCCGUCUCGUCGAUCUGGACCUACGACAUCUACCAGACAUACAUCAACCCCAAGGCCUCGGGCAAGUUCUUGAUCCGAAUGUCUCACGCUGCCUGUGUCGUUUACGCCAUUUGUCUGGCAUCGUUUUCGACCGGACUGUUCUAUGCCGGCGUCAGCAUGGGGUACCUCUAUCUGCUCAUGGGCUGUAUCAUUAGCAGUGCAGUCAUUCCCGCCACGCUGGCACUGAUGUGGAAGGACCAAAACUGGCAAGCCGCCGCGGGCGCCCCCGUGCUAGGCUUCGCGUGCGCCUUGAUCGCCUGGCUGGUCACGGCCAAGAGGGAGUGCGGUGUGCUCAACGUCGACUGCACGGGCUCCAACAACCCCAUGUUGGCGGGCAACGUCACGGCGUUGCUCAGCCCGCUCGUCUUUGUCCCCAUCCUCACUUUCGUCUUUGGCCGACAGAACUACAACUGGGAGUCGAUGAAGGCGAUCCGCAAGGGCGACGACUCGGACAUCCUCCGCCGCGCCAGCGUCGACGCCGAGAUGCAACGCGAGAUUGCCGCGCGAACAGCCGAGCACGAAGCCGCCGAGCAGACCAAGCUGAACAAAGCGGCCAUCAUCUCAAGGAGUUUGACCGGGUUCAUGACCAUUGCCCUAUUGGUGCUGUGGCCCAUGCCCAUGUACGGGACGGGAUAUAUCUUUUCCAAGAAAUUCUUUACCGGCUGGGUCGUCGUCGGCAUCCUCUGGCUCUUCUGCUCCAGCUUCUGCGUCGGCCUUUUCCCGCUCUGGCAAGGCCGCAAAACCAUGGCCCAUACUGUCAAAUCCAUCUUCCUCGACGUCGCGGGCAAGAGGGGAUCUGCUCUCCACGGCCGCCCCGCCGAGGUUGUCGAAGGCGAGGACGAGGAGACCAGCGGACAACAGACCCCCCACGAUGGCGCGGAGAAGGUCGUGGUUAAGACCGAUUGA